Messenger RNA from Helobdella robusta, 327 nucleotides. RefSeq lists its product as hypothetical. Bases 1 to 327 code for a protein of 108 amino acids. NCBI's taxonomy places the organism in Eukaryota, Metazoa, Annelida, Clitellata, Rhynchobdellida, Glossiphoniidae. The transcript has 3 exons. Gene Ontology annotation, biological process: cell adhesion; signal transduction. Gene Ontology annotation, molecular function: integrin binding; heparin binding. The record is from RefSeq and is a predicted model, not a curated record. Gene Ontology annotation, cellular component: extracellular matrix.
AUGAGUUUUAUUUUGAAGUUGAAGUUAUCUUUGGAGUUUUAUGAUGAAAACUCAAUUUUUGCCGUCCACCAAGCAGACCCUUGCAUCGUCGACGGCAAGACCUACCAAGACGGAGAGAAGUUCCAGCCGAACUGCAGUCUGGCCUGCAGUUGUCAGAACGGUCAAUAUGCCUGUGCCACGUUAUGUCCACAGGAGGAGAGAGUGCCCUCCCUGGAGCACUGCAGAGGGGCCCAGUUGGUGGCCGUCCAGGGCAGGUGCUGUCGGGAAUGGGUUUGCCCCCACGUAAAAAAUUUUGAGGUGAGCGCCUAUUUUGGUUUGUUCAAUUAA